This is a messenger RNA of Pseudophryne corroboree (corroboree frog), 9206 nucleotides long. RefSeq names its product fibronectin 1 (gene FN1). Gene Ontology annotation, molecular function: extracellular matrix structural constituent; integrin binding; proteoglycan binding. Gene Ontology annotation, biological process: cell-matrix adhesion; heart development; nervous system development. The coding region runs from base 199 to 7542 and encodes 2447 amino acids. The transcript is spliced from 46 exons. NCBI's taxonomy places the organism in Eukaryota, Metazoa, Chordata, Amphibia, Anura, Myobatrachidae. Gene Ontology annotation, cellular component: extracellular region. The record is from RefSeq and is a predicted model, not a curated record.
UGCUCUGCGCUCCCUAUCAUCUCCUGCACAGCGCCGCUGCGAUAUCGCAGCCCCUGGCUACACUGCUGACGCUCCCUCGCCCGCGUCUGAUCUCCCCACUACAGUCUCCAUCGGGAAAUGCGCUAGGGAUCGGCUGCUGCUAAACGCAUCGAGGCUUCUGCUCCUUUCCACUAACUAACCCCCCUCAUCUCUGCCAAGAUGCCCCGGGGGACCCUGGCAGGGCUGUUCCUGACCCUGUGCGCCAGCGCAGCGGUGCAAGCUGAUCCUGCUGACCAGACCAAAAGUUUCACUGAGGGGCAGCAAGCGGUCACGGUAGCCGUGGACAACUCUCACGGUGGUUGUUUUGAUAAAGGAAAGACUUACAGCAUUGGGCAACAGUGGGAACGGACUUACCUGGGCAACACACUGGUGUGUACCUGCUAUGGUGCAGGGCGAGGCUUCAAUUGUGAAAGUAAACCGGAAGCGGAAGAGACUUGUUUUGACAAGUACACUGGCUCCACAUAUCGUGUUGGUGAAACUUAUGAGCGACCUAAAGAUAGUAUGAUUUGGGACUGUACCUGCAUUGGAGCUGGAAGAGGACGGAUUAGCUGCACGAUUGCAAAUCGAUGUCAUGAAGGAGGACAGUCCUAUAAGAUCGGAGACACUUGGCGCAGGCCUCACGAGACUGGCGGCUAUAUGUUAGAAUGUGUGUGUCUUGGUAAUGGUAAAGGAGAAUGGACUUGUAAGCCUAUUGCUGAGAGAUGUUACGACAAUACAGCUGGCACAUCCUAUGUGGUGGGACAAACCUGGGAGAAGCCAUACCAGGGGUGGAUGAUGGUGGACUGCACCUGUUUGGGAGAAGGCAGUGGACGCAUUACAUGUUCUUCUAGAAACAGGUGUAACGACCAGGACACCAGAACCUCCUAUAGGAUUGGAGAUACUUGGAGCAAGACUGAUUCAAGGGGCAACUUGUUGCAGUGCAUCUGUACCGGCAAUGGUCGUGGCGAGUGGAAGUGCGAGCGACACUCCUCCGUAGUUGCGUCUGGUACAGGAGGUGGUGCCCAAAUACAAAUCUUCCCAGCUUUGACGACAGACAUUGAGCAGUGUGUCACGGAUAGUGGCACCCUCUACUCUAUGGGCAUGAAAUGGAUCAAAGCCCAGGGCAAUCAGCAGAUGCUCUGCACAUGUCUGGGCAAUGGUGUCAGCUGCGAAGAAAGUGUUGCCGUUGGAAUAUAUGGAGGAAAUUCUAAUGGUGACUCUUGUGCCAUCCCGUUCAUACACGACGGUAGGACCUACUAUUCCUGCACAACAGAAGGACGUCAGGAUGGAAAGCUCUGGUGUGCCACCACCUCUAAUUAUGAUCAGGACAAGAAGUAUUCUUUCUGCACAGAACAGCGUGCAAUGGUUCAAACAAGAGGUGGUAAUUCCAAUGGUGCACUCUGCUACUUCCCGUUCCUGUAUAAUAACCGGAACUACACUGACUGCACAUCAGAGGGACGUCGUGACAACAUGAAGUGGUGCGGGACUACGUCAAACUAUGAUGUGGACCAGAAAUUUGGUUUCUGCCCCAUGGCAGCUCAUGAAGAAAUCUGCACAACCAAUGAGGGUGUUAUGUACCGCGUUGGUGAUCAGUGGGACAAGAUGCAUGACCAGGGACACAUGAUGAGGUGCACCUGUGUUGGCAAUGGCCGUGGGGAAUGGAACUGCAUUGCUUAUUCCCAGCUCAAAGAUCAGUGUAUUGUGGACGGCACCACAUAUGAUGUCAACCAAUCUUUCAACAAAUAUCACGAGGAGGGGCACCUGAUGAACUGCACCUGUUUUGGCCAGGGGCGUGGCAGGUGGAAGUGCGAUGCCGUUGAUCAGUGCCAAGAGAACGAAUCUCGAAAGUUCUACCAGAUUGGUGAUUCUUGGGAGAAGAAUGUUAACGGUGUAAGCUACCAGUGUUAUUGCUACGGCAAAGGAAUUGGUGAAUGGCACUGCCAGCCUCAAUCCUCCCCAGCUGGAACCGGACCUGUGCAGGUGAUCAUCACAGAGAGUUCCAACAAUGCAAACGCUCACCCUAUUCAAUGGACUGCACCUCAGCAAUCCCACGUCAAGCAGUACAUUCUGCGCUGGAAGCCCAAAAAUAAGCAAGUCAGUUGGAAACAAGCAACCGUUCCAGGGCACCUUAAUUCCUAUACAAUCUCCGGUUUGAAGCCUGGAGUGGUUUAUGAGGGACAGCUCAUCAGCAUUCUGCUUUAUGGUCAGAAGGAGGUCACCCGAUUUGAUUUCACCACUACCUCCACCACCUUGGGAACCCACACGGAGACUGGAGAGACCCGUCUUCCACCGCUGGUGGCCACGUCUGAGUCUGUGACUGAGAUCACCUCCAGCAGCUUUGUAGUGUCCUGGGUUUCCGCAUCUGACAUUGUUUCUGGAUUCCGUGUGGAAUAUGAGCUCAGCGAGGAAGGAGAUGAGAAGCGCUACUUGGAUCUUCCCAAUAGUGUUUCGUCGGUUAGUAUCCCAGACCUUCUGCCAGGCCGUAAAUACAACAUCAAUGUUUAUGAGAUCACUCAGGAAGGAGAGCAGAGCCUGAUCUUGUCCACGUCUCAGACAACCGCACCAGAUACCCCUCCAGAAUAUAACAUAGAAAAUGUUGAUGACACCUCUCUUUUGAUUUCCUGGACCAAACCUCAAGCUCCCAUCACAGGCUACAGAGUUGUCUAUACUCCUACAGUAGAAGGAACCAGCACGGAACUUAUUCUCCCUCAUACUGCCACUUCAGUGACCCUCACAGACCUUUACCCAGGUGUGGAAUAUAACAUAACCAUCUACGCCGUAGAAGACAGCCAAGAGAGUACGCCUAUCAUCAUCCAGAAGGAAACCACUGGGACUCCACAAAUGGUGAUUAUUCCACCUCCCACUGAACUGCAAUUGAUCGAGGCAUCUGACAUAAAAAUCACCAUCUCAUGGAAUGCUCCUCCAAGUGAGGUCUCCGGAUACCGUGUUGUGGUGACGCCAGUCUCGCCCUCAGGCCGUGACACUCAGAAUCUGCCAGUCAGCAGAAGCACCUUUGCAGAGGUCAUUAAUCUGCACCCUGGCACCAUCUACAGAUUUGAAGUCUAUGCUGUCAGCCGUGGACAAGAGAGCCAGCCUCUGGUAGGAGAGUUCCCAACAAAAUUGGACUCUCCAACUAACAUGAAGUUUAAGGAUUUGACUGAAUCGUCAGUGCUUAUUGUCUGGACACCACCCCAAUCAAAGAUUGGCCGUUACCUUCUUUCGGUGGGUCAGACCCGUGGCGGGCAGCCCAGCCAGUUUCACGUGGAUUCCACAGUCAGAAGCUACAAACUUCAGAACCUUCUUCCUGGGACAGAAUACACAGUUUCUCUGAUUGCCCUGAAAGGAAGCCAGCAGAGUAAACCAACUACAGAAGUGUUUUCAACCUUGGAACCUGUUGGAUCAAUACCUCCCUAUAGCACAGAUGUUACAGAAAGCACCAUAGUCAUAACAUGGACUCCUGUGCCCAGGAUUGGAUUCAAGUUGGAUGUGCGUCCAAGUCAAGGCGGGGAAGCACCCAGGGAAGUAAUCUCCGAAUCUGGUAGCAUUGUGAUCUCUGGCCUUACACCAGGUGUACAAUAUAUUUACAGCAUCUCUGUACUUAAGGAUGGCGAAGAAAGCGAAUCUCCCAUAACAAAGACUGUAACAACAUUGCUCUCCCCUCCAACCAACCUGCGCCUGGUCAAAAACCCAGAUUCUGUCACUCUGAAAAUCUUUUGGGACAAAAGUACAUCUCCAGGAGUUACAGGGUAUAGAAUAACCUCCACACCCACAGACAGGCUGCUGGGAUUUCCCACCGAGGAAGACGUUGACGCUAGUCAGGCUUCCUUCAUUUUUGAGAGUCUGAGUCCUGGUGUGGAAUAUAAUAUCAGCGUAUACGCAGUUAAAGGAGAUGACGAGAGUACACCCCUGUCUAAGAUAAUCACGCAAGAGAUCCCCCAGCUCACUGACCUAAAGUUUGUCGACGUAACCGAUUCGAGCAUUGAUCUGAGGUGGACGCCGCUUAAUUCCACCACCAUUAUCGGCUACCGAAUCACGGUGGUUGCUGCAGGAGAGUCUGUCCCCGUCUACGAGGAGUUUGUGCACCCCUCACAGGGGUAUUACAGGGUAUCAGGACUGGAGCCCGGCAUUGACUACGAGAUCAGCGUGAUAACGCUCAUUAAUGGUGGAGAGAGUGCGCCGACCACAAUCGUGCAACAGACGGCUGUUCCACCACCAACAAACUUGCGUUUCACCAAUGUUCGCUCGGACAGUAUGCGCAUCACUUGGGCUCCACCUACAUCUAUGGAACUGUCCAGUUUCCUUGUGCGCUAUUUCCCCGUGAAGAAGCCAGAUGAUGUUACCGAACUGACCAUAUCCCCAACAGACAAUAUGGUUGUUCUAACAAAUCUUUUGCCAUUUACGGAGUAUCGGGUUAAUGUCUACUCUGUUUAUGAAGAAAGGGAGAGCACUGAACUUACUGAUGUACAAAGGACUACCUUGGACUCCCCAUCUGGAAUUGACUUUUCUGAAAUCACAACAACCUCCUUCACUGUACACUGGAUAGCUCCCCGUGCAACCAUCAGUGGAUAUAAAAUCCGUUACCAGCUGGAGAGUGGAGCUGGACGACCCAGAGAGGAGAAACUCCCCCCUUCACGGAACUCUAUCACCCUUACUAAUCUUGUUCCAGGCUCAGAGUAUGUUGUGAGCAUCAUUGCUGUCAGUGGUCCUCAGGAGAGCUUACCGCUUGUAGGCCAACAAGCUACAGUGUCUGAUGUUCCAACUGAUCUACAUGUGUCGUCUACCUCCCCAAAUUCUAUCACCAUUACCUGGGAUGCACCUGCAGUUAAUGUGCGCUACUAUAGAAUCACUUCUUCGGAGACAGAUGGUCACGGUCCAGUUGAGGAGUUUACAGUGCCCGGGACUGUCAACACUGCAACUAUCAAAGAUCUGAAACCAGGCAUAAACUACACAAUCACUGUAUAUGCUGUAACUGGCCGAGGAGAUAGUCCUGCCACAAGCAAGCCAGUCACGAUCACUUAUUCCACAGGAGUAUACCAGCCUAUUGAGAUGAAGGUGAUUGAAGUUCAGGAUCAAAGCAUCCACGUCCAGUGGACUCCAUCCCAAGGCCCAGUCACUGGUUAUAGGGUCACUAGUGUACCCAAAAGUGGUUAUGGAGAAACUGUUACCCAUGUUGUACCUUCAGACCAAACAGAGAUGACCAUUGUGGGACUUCAGCCAACCGUUGAGUAUGUGGUGAGCGUGUACGCACAAGGUGCAAAUGGAGAGAGUGAGCCACUAGUGGAAACUGCUGUCACAAACAUUGACCGACCCAAAGGACUGACAUUCCCAGAAGUGGGUGUUGAUUCAAUUAGACUGGCCUGGGAAAUCCCAGAGGGGCAGGUUACUGGUUACAGAGUGACCUACUCCAGCCCCGUGGAUGGCAUCCGAGAGUUGUUUCCUGCCCCAGAGGGAGAUGAUGACACUGCGGAACUGCAUGGCCUCAGGCCAGGCACAGAGUACACUGUAAGCAUCGUGGCAUUGCACGAUGACAUGGAGAGCAAGCCCCUGAUUGGAGUCCACAGUACAGCAAUUCCUGCUCCAACAAAUCUACAGUUCACCCAGAUAUCUCCCAGUGGAUUUACAGUGAGCUGGCACGCACCAACCGUACAACUCACUGGUUACCGUGUGCAUGUGAGCCCCAAGGAGAAAACUGGGCCCAUGAAAGAGGUUGAUCUACUACCUGGAACAACUGUCACCACCAUGACUGGCCUGAUGGUUGCCACCAAGUAUGAUGUGACUGUAUAUGCUGUAAAGGAUGGCCUAAUGAGUCCACCACUGCAAGGCAUAAUAUCUACCAGCGAGAAUGUAAGCCCUCCUCGCCGUCCACGUGUCACAGAUGUUACAGAGACCACCAUUACUCUUACCUGGCGCACAAAAACAGAAACUAUCACUGGCUUCCUGAUUGAGGCUCUUCCCAGUGGGGGGCAGACACCCAUCCAAAGAGUGAUUCAACCGGAUGUGAGGACUUUCACAGUCACCGGUCUGCAGCCCGGAACCGAUUACAAGAUCUCUCUGUACACACUGAAUGGCAACACACGCAGCUCUCCUGUUGUAGUUGAUGCAUCCACAGCUGUGGACAGCCCUUACAACCUGCGUUUCUUGACCAGCACACCCAACUCCCUGCUCUUCUCCUGGCAACCUCCCCGCUCCCGUAUUACAGGCUACAUCAUUAAGUAUGAGCGAGUUGGAGGCGUGCCUAAAGAACAUUUGCCCCGCCUACCAGCGGGAACCACUGAAGCCACAAUCACCAACCUGGAGCCCGGUGUAGAAUACAUAAUUCAUAUUAUUGCUGUGAGGAAUAACCAGAAGAGUGAGCCUCUGAUUGGACGGAAAAGGACAGAUGAGGUUCCCCUACUGGUAACCCUCCCUCACCCUGGCCAAGGCCCCGAAAUUCUCGAUGUACCCUCGGAAGUAGAGAGAACACCAUUCAUCUCCCAGACAACGUUUGACAAUGGUAAUGGUAUCAAACUUCCUGGCUCUGUAGGACCACCCAGCACCGACCAAGAAUGGAAAAUCAUUGAGGAAUAUUACACUAAUAGACCUUUGGUGCCCACAACUCCUGUGCCCGGGAGACAUGUGGAUGGUAGACGCCCUGUGAACAGAGGAGACAUGGAUGGACAUCACCCUCAUAGUAUUGGACCUCUGCACAAUGACACUGGAAUACAGGAGGUGGCAUCACAAACUACUAUUUCAUGGAGACCCCUGCUGGAGACAUCUGAAUACGUCAUCUCCUGCCAUCCUGUAGGUCAUGAAGAAGCUCCUCUAGAGUUUAGGGUCCCUGGUACCUCCACCAGUGCCACCCUGAAUGGUCUCACCCGUGGAUCAACAUAUAAUAUUAUUGUGGAGGCACUGAAAGGACUAAAUAGGCACAAGAUUUUGGAGGAAUUGGUGACGGUUGGCAAUGUUGUUGUCACCGAUGGAGUACUGCAACCUGUUGAGGAUACCUGUUACGACCCAUUCAGUACGGCCUAUUACUCAGUCGGACAGGAGUGGGAACGAAUGUCAGAGUCUGGAUUUAAGCUGUGGUGUAAGUGUCUGGGAUACGGAAGCGGACACUUCAGAUGCGAUUCAUCAAAAUGGUGCUAUGACAAUGGCGUUAACUACAGGAUUGGGGAGAAAUGGGACCGCCAGGCAGAGAGCGGACAGAUGAUGAGCUGCACAUGCCAUGGAAACGGAAAAUCCACUUGUGAACCUCAUGAAGCUACCUGCUAUGAUGAAGGGAAAAUGUAUAAUGUUGGGGAGCAGUGGCAAAAGGAAUACCUGGGUGCGAUCUGCUCAUGUACUUGUUACGGAGGACAACAGGGAUGGCGCUGUGAUAACUGCCGAAGACCAGGUGCCGCAGUUACUCCCAAUACUGCUGGGCACACCGUUUCAGAAUUCACAAAAACAUUCCAUUCAAACUACAAUGUGAAAUGUCCCAUUGAGUGCUUCCUUCCACUCGGCCUCCAAGCAGAUGCAGAACAUUCCAAGAGGAUCAACAACUAAGUUGCCGUCUCAUACCACAAAAGAAUGCAUUAAGCUGACCUAGCGGAGCAGCAAAUUGGAUGCCUCCUCUGACUGGCAAAUAAUACAGAACGCUUCAAAAUUCAUCGGAAGUACUUCAUUCCGUUCAGUAUUUAAUGAUUGUAAUGUUUUUGCUUAAACUGAUCUGGGAAACAAAAGGGAAAUACUAUGUGUUUUUUUUUUUUUUUUUUUUUUUUUUUUUUUGUUAAAUGGUUUUUAUUGUGUUUUUAAUACUGGGCAAGAAGGAAAAAGAUCCUGUGUGAACGUGCCCCUUUUUUUUUUUUUUUUUUUUUUAAUCUAGGGAAUUUUGCAGUGUAUUCCGGUGGUUGAUGCACUGCAAGGGGCUUUGGCAUCGGUGGGGUUAAAGAUGCCAUAAGCCAAAAGGGACCAAUUCUGCAUAUUUUAUGUUACUAGUGCGGCAUAAAACUUGCUGCUUCUGACACUGUCUUUUUACCGUAUGCACAAUUUUAAAAUCCCCCUCCCCCCUGCACAAUCCUUACUAAUACCUGACCUUCCUUCAGUGUUAUUUAUCAAUGUCUGCUGCAUCUUUGAAAUGAUUCUCUCUCCUCUACUAUGGAAAAAUAAUUCUGAAAUCUAGAAAGUGAUGGCAGUUGAAUCUGAUGUAAUUAAUUUUUAUUUUUUUUUUCCGAUAAUUUUUUUUUUUUUUUUUUUUUUUUUUUUACUGUGUGCCAAAGCUUUUACUACUGUGGAAAGAUUACUCUUUUAAUAAAAAUCUUUAAAACUACUGGUGUAGUGGUUUUUUUUUUUUUUUAAAUAUGCUAAUUACAAUGCUUGUAUAUUUCCACACAGAUACUUCUGCAUAAAUGUUAAAUCCUUUCAUAGCUGAUGCUUUUCUUGCACCUGUGCUUAGUCUGUUUUUAUGCAAUAUCGAUACAAAUUCAUAAAUUUUCUUGAGUCCAAAUUUUCUGGAAACCGCAUAGUUUAUCUCUACACACUGUAAAGCAUGGGUCUUAAACCUGUGGCCCUCCAGCUGCUGCAAGACUACAUAUCCCUUCAUGCCCUCCACAGUUUUGCUAUUAAGGCAUGGUAAAACUGAGGCAUGGCAUGCUGGAAUGUGUGGUUACCCAGGUGCUGGAGGGCCACAGGUUGAAGACCCAUGUUGUAAAGCAGUGAUUUGAAACCUCUGGCACUCCAGCUGUUGAACUAUACAUCCCAGCAUGCCCUAUUACAGUUUUAGCAUGGCCAAAUUGCAGAACUGUAGCAGGGCAUGCUGGGAUAUGUAGUUAAACAGCUGGAGUGCCAAAGGUUCCCCAUCACUGCUGUAAAGAAACGGUUCUUUAAAAUGGCCAGUUACCCGGGACUGUACUGGAAUUGGUCUGUCUCCUGAAUGCAUUCUUUGGGACACCCAAAUGUCCUGGUUUAGUGGGGAGAGGUGGCUGCGGUCACUAAUGCUGCUUUCACAUCGCAAAACCUGCUUUUGAAACUGUUCUUUAAACGGUUCUUAAAACGGGUCUGAGCAGUUAAACCCCCUUCACAUCGCAUGUUGUAACCAGUAUAUUACCAUUUCAUUACCGUUUUGGUACCUUUCACACUGAACCCGUUUCACUCAUAGAAAACAGUGGUUGUCAUUAUAAAUGGACUUUUCUGGCCCACACAUUAUUAUUAAAUUAUUAAUUAUUAAAUAA